Molecule: messenger RNA, 765 nt
Organism: Lineus longissimus
Lineage: Eukaryota; Metazoa; Nemertea; Pilidiophora; Heteronemertea; Lineidae
Exons: 5
Coding region: 79-765 (228 amino acids)
Source: RefSeq, a predicted model, not a curated record
GGGAAAGAAAAGAAAGAAAUUGUGUUAAAAUGUUUCGCCGACUUUUUUUGGGCUUUGAAUUUUACUCUGUCUUUAUAGAUGAAACAGGGAUUCGACCGACUUGGUCAAAAAAUCAAAGGUCUGAGCGAGCGGCUUACGGACAUUGAGGACCGUAUAGUCCAAAUGGAUCAGCGGCUCACGGUGGAGACUGAUGGGGCAGGGGCAGAAGGUGCAGCAAGAGUGCAGAGGAGAGGAAAGACUCCGACCGCAAUUAAGACUGCUGUACACGCAUGCUACAAUGCUGAGGGAAAUGAACUGCAGUACAAUGUCAAUGAAACUUUCAAGAGUCUCUACAAUGAAAAAGUGUCGGCUCACAUAUCGGCCGUAGUCCGCCAAGCCCAAAAUGAGGCCCCAUUGGAUACGAUCAGAGUGUCGGCCCAGCGCUUGUUCACCAGCCGGAAAAGGGCGGCGAAGGAGAGGGAAAUGUCAGAGAAAGCGGCUGCCACCAACAAGAUGUUAAAGACUGUCAGAUCGAGGAAGAAGCGGCUUUUCCAGUCGAGGAGCCGACACCUACGAGGGGCGGAGGAGAAAGAUCUAUGGGAUAAGGUGAAGGAGCGGGACAUGUCCGCUGAGGAGGACGCCGAGGAUGGAGGAGAGAAAGUCCUGCGGCGGAUUUCCAACGCAAGAAAGAGAAAGCCAGAGGUGAACGAACUAGUCGCACUAUUGGACUCACGAAUGGAUGCCUAUACUGAGUGGAACAGUGCCCCGAAACUGCGACGGAUUUGA